AAUGAUGGCAAAGUUUUAAAAUAUGACACUGCAUUGCCGUGACGUCAUGGGCCCGUGACGUACUAAGCUUAUGUUACACGGGGCAGUACUGGAGAGUGGUGCAACUCAAGCUUCCUCUUCAUAUAUCAAAACCUUAUUUAGUGCACAAUGUACGGUACUCUAGCCACAUUAUCCUUACAGGCCCUCAAAUCUUUGGGGCCAAGUUUCAAUGGAGUUAACAAUGGUAACUUAACAUUAUCAUUGCUCAAUUCACUGGUCCUAGAGGAACGUCGGUAUAGAGCAGCAACAAAAUAGUGUAUUGUUCAGUUGGUGCUUAAUUUUUUUCAAGCCAAAAGCUUUGUUAUUAGAAUGAGUAAGGAUAGUGUUGAGUACAUCUCGCCACCAUGGAACUUCUCAUGGGUAGUGAAAAAGGAGAUUUGUGCAUCUGCUAGGCCACAAACUGAAGCUAAUGUAGCUUUUCUUAGGAAUGAAGGUGUUGACGUUCUUGUGACUUUGAGUGGAGAGACUAUGCCCCAUCAUACAGCACACGAGUACUUCCAGUGUCAUCUCCUUCAUGUGGAGGAAUUUGAAGAUCCAUCUAUGGAACAAAUAAAUGAAUUUAUUUCCAUAUGUGACAAGGCUCGCGAAGAAAAAAAGAUAGUAUGUGUUCAUUGUAGAAUGGGGCGAGGACGGACAGGGGUGAUGCUUGCAUGCUAUUUAAUGAAAUAUUAUGGACAGGCUCCUGAUGAAGCUACCUGGAACGUGAGGCUUAUGCGUCCAUAUAGCAUUGAGACCUGGGAGCAAGAAAGAGCUGUUAAGAAGUUUAGAGAUUUCCUUGCUUGGGGACAUUUAUAAAACAAAUGUUUGUCAGUUGGGAGAGAAGUUGAAGGAGAUUGGAAAGAGUUAUGCAUGCAGUCUUCUAAGUACAGUGCAGCUAAUGUGUAUAGAUACAGGUGCAAGAAAAUUUAAAGAAAAACAAAGAAAGACUGGUGGGAGGAUAGGUUGGCAGUGCUCAUUAAGGAGAAGCAAAGGGGCAGUGAAGUGCCUGUUUCAAGUGACAUUAGAAAUUAAAGGGAAUGGUAAAAGAAUAGACAGGUGUGUGAGGGAUCCUACCAGCCUAAAGGUAUUUCUCCAGUAUCCUACUUACACAUAAUAAGUGUACACAUUGUUCACUAUAAGAUGUCUCUGGCGUGAUGCACGUGUGAGCAAAGGCUAGAUGUCUGACCCAGCACAUUUAUAUAUAAAUGUUACACCUUACAGGGUAUCAGGUUCUAUCUUGGCACCAACCAAAUCCAAAGUAAUAUAUUGUACUGCACUUAAAAUUUUUGUUUAAUGAGUUCAGCCCUGAGAGAACAGCCACCUGAAAGGGUUCCUUUCAGACAGUAAUUGGGCCUUCACUUAUCUACAGUAUUAGAGGCGAGUGCCUUGGGAGAUUUAUCUCCCUCCUUUUUAAUUGUAUUCCUCAUCCUGUACCUGCCUUUAGGGUGGUGAAGAUUAAUUUAAUUCUACCAUUAUUUAAAAUAUACAUAGUAAGCACAGGUAGUCCUCAAUUUUGGCAAAAAUGCACAUUUACUGUAUUUAAGUUCCAAUUUCAACAAUGAAAUUGUUUACAUAUGUAUGCAAUCAAUUAUUUAUAAAUUUUCCUUAAUUAUGUAUGAGUUUAUAAAGACCCACAAGUACAGUACUUUGGCAAGCACACAUUGUAUCAAGAAACAGUGUAUAAUUAAACAUGAGCCGAGUGAAGGAACAAGUUGACAAACCCCUGGAAGAGGAACAACAUGCACAUUUCUCUCAUUUGUAUUUCAUACAUGUUUGAUUGCAAUUCAUGUACUUUUAUAAAUUUAUAAUUUCAAUAUAUUUAUUUAUUUGUUUUUUUUUAGUCAGACCAAGUACAGUACCCCAAUAUGUCCCAGCCAGGAAUGCAUUCCCCUUAAUUUAGUUGUGUAUAUUGCAAGGGUUUUCAGAAAUGGAACCUUUGUGAUAAAUGAGGACAACCUUUGGUGUAUUACUGUACUGAUGAUUCAGUAAAUUCUUACUGGAAUUUAUCAUUUUAUGUUCUUCAUUCUUUUCCAGAUAAUGUACACUGAUGAAUGGAAUUUGUUGCAUUAGCAUUGUUAAUAAAUUACUACACUGUA
Messenger RNA from Homarus americanus (American lobster), 2114 nucleotides. Its product is annotated as dual specificity protein phosphatase 23-like. Gene Ontology annotation, biological process: cilium assembly; protein dephosphorylation. The coding region runs from base 349 to 834 and encodes 161 amino acids. The record is from RefSeq and is a predicted model, not a curated record. Gene Ontology annotation, molecular function: protein tyrosine/serine/threonine phosphatase activity. The transcript is spliced from 3 exons. Lineage: Eukaryota; Metazoa; Arthropoda; Malacostraca; Decapoda; Nephropidae.